Messenger RNA from Glycine soja, 556 nucleotides. RefSeq names its product elicitor-responsive protein 3-like. The record is from RefSeq and is a predicted model, not a curated record. The transcript is spliced from 5 exons. Lineage: Eukaryota; Viridiplantae; Streptophyta; Magnoliopsida; Fabales; Fabaceae. The coding region runs from base 1 to 441 and encodes 146 amino acids.
AUGCCUCAGGGAAGCCUUGAAGUUUUUCUUGUUAAUGCCAAAGGCCUCGACAACACUGAUUAUCUUUGUAACAUGGACCCUUAUGUGAUCCUCAUAUGUCGCACUCAGGAGCAAAAGAGCAGUGUUGCAACAGGUCACGGAAGUGAGCCAGAAUGGAACGAGAAUUUUGUAUUCAACGUGUCUGAAGGCGUUUCCGAUCUGAGAUUGAAGAUCAUGGACAGUGAUUCCACGACGGCUCAUGAUCUCGUCGGAGAAGCUACCAUUCCACUGGAUGCAUUGUAUAUUGAAGGAAGUAUCCCUCCAACUUCAUACAAUGUUGUCAAGGAUGGCCACUAUUGUGGAGAGAUUAAAAUUGGCCUAACUUUUACGCCUCAGGAUCGCAGCGAACGCUGCCUAGAGGAAAAUUUUGGAGGAUGGAAGGAGUCAGGCUACAGAGACUGAUUGUGUUCAUAUAGCAUUUCUGAGUCUCGAGUACUGGAGUAUUAACUUACAAGAGGAUCUUCACUUUUUAAAUUGCUUUAUCGUCAAUUGAUUAAAAUUAAUACCACAAACUCUA